AUGAGAUACCUGCCCAAAGUCGCGCUUGCGACAAUAGCCUCCUCCCUAUUCCUGCCACCAGCUUUCUCCCUCCCACAAGCUGGAUCAGUCCCCGACGCCGCCCCUCUCCCCUGGGUGACCAUCAACCCCCAAGGCGACGCCGAAACCAUCAUCCCCAAAGUCAUCACCACCGAAGGCCACCGCGCCACCCUCUCCAACCCGCCCGCCCACCUCAUCUCCACCGCAACCUACACCCUAUCCCCCGACGGCCGUCUCUCAACCUACACCGGCCUCGCCCCAGUAGCAACCGCCACAACCAACCCCGACAACAACAACAACAACAACAACAACAAUGACGACGACGACGACGAAUCCGCCGCCUUCCUCGCCUGCCAAUCCGACAAAGGCCACGACGAGCCCUUCUGCCUCCCCCGCCGCGGCUCCUCCCUCAUCGCCGGGCGCACAUAUUACAGUCUGUUCCCUCCUCUCCCCCCACCUCAGUUGGAUACCCAAACCCCUAACUCACCACAGUAA
Messenger RNA from Podospora anserina S mat+, 513 nucleotides. RefSeq lists its product as uncharacterized. The coding region runs from base 1 to 513 and encodes 170 amino acids. The transcript has a single exon. NCBI's taxonomy places the organism in Eukaryota, Fungi, Ascomycota, Sordariomycetes, Sordariales, Podosporaceae. The record is from RefSeq and is a predicted model, not a curated record.